UCGCAGCCGGCUGCGACACAGCCUGGGAUCGAACCCAGGUCUGUAGUGACGACUCAAGCGCCUUAGACCACUGCGCCACUCGGGAGGCCCGCUAAGGAGUAUUUCUGUCUGUAAUAAAACCCUUUUGUUGGCGGGGGAAACAACCAAUUCUGAGUGGGUGGGACUGGCUCUCAAGUGGGUGGGCCUAUGGCUUCCUAAGCCCACCCAUGGUAGCGCUCCUGCCCAGUAAUGUGAAAUCUGUAGACGAGGGUCUAACCAAUUUAUUUCAAUUGACACAUUUUCUUAUAUGAACUGUAAGUAAUUUUUGAAAUUGUUGCAAUUUGCGUUAAUAUUUUUGUUCAGUAUAGUUGCUGUGCAUGGAUGGGUUCUGUUUUGUAUGCAGAUUUGGGUAUUUAUGUAAUGUAUUAAGGGGUUUAAGACAUUGCACAUUGGGCUUGUUUUUAAUUAUUUUUCAAAUGUUUUAUACGUGCAUUCAGUCUGAUCUGACUGUAUGAAUGUUCCAUUUUAUUUCUAGAUGGAAACUAGACAUUUUUAAAAGAAAUCGAUGGGAUGACCACUAAUCUCUUUUUUUAAUAUCAAUAUGGUGUUACAAUAAACUGUAUACUUAUACAUCUUUACCAAGUUUUUAUUUACAACUGAAUUUUAGUACAUCUUAAUAAACUACGCUUCCAAAUGUCUAGGAACCUUUAAUGAUCCGGUUUCUUUUGUCGGGUAGGAAAUGUAGUUUGUGUCAAAUUUCCUUGUUAUCGCGCUGACCAAAAUUAAAACUACAACUCCCAUGUAACUAUCGUCAAGGUGUUUCUUUCAAUAUGGCUGUUGUCAGUCAGACAAAAGACAAAACAGUCCGCUUGUGAUUGAAAUCUAGUAAAAAGGGCCGGGCAAGAAGUGGUUUUCCCGACCGCCACACGCUGUUUUGUGGUGGUGCAAUAAUUAAAGGGUCAAGUGUACGGAGGCACAUCGAGAUAGCCAGCUAACAUAAGGAUGUCUCAUUACACAGACGAGCCUCGCUUCACCAUCGAGCAGAUCGACUUGCUCCAGAGGCUGCGGCGUACGGGCAUGACCAAGCAAGAGAUCCUCCACGCCCUGGACACCCUAGACCGGCUGGACCGCGAGCACGGGGACAAGUUCGGUCGUCGCACCUCCUCCUCCUACGGAGGAGGAGCAAAUAGCUCUGUGUCCGACCCCAAUAGCACCACCACAAACAACAACAACAACAACAACCCUGCCUCUGUUUCUGCCGCCACCACCUCCUCAACAACAUCCUCUUCCUGUGGUAGUAAUCAUAAUAAUGGUGGAAGCAGUAAUGUUAACAUGGCCCUGGCCUCAUCCUCCACCAACUCUACCGCCACACAGACACAGUACCUCCCUCCACGUGGGGGGCUCUCCCCGUCGCCUAGCAACGGCUACGACACCUCCCCACCACCCGGCCCGCCCCCGCCCUCUGCCAUCCUCUCGUCCCCGGUGUCGCUGGUCGCCAUGGUGCAGAACGGGGGUCGGGACAGCCUGGCAGCAACGCCCAAUGGGAAGCUCUCGCCGCCUCGGUACCCAAUGAAUAGCGCUGCUGCCGUCAGGCCGUUCGGGUUCGAGGCCACGGAGGAGGAGCUGGACAUUGAUGACAAGGUGGAGGAGCUCAUGAGGAGGGACAGCAGUAUCGUCAAGGAGGAGAUCAAGUCCUUUCUGGGAAACAGGAGAAUCUCUCAGGCUGUGGUGGCUCAGGUCACAGGUAUCAGUCAGAGCAGGAUCUCUCAUUGGUUGCUCCAGCACGGCUCUGAUCUCAGCGAACAGAAGAAGAGAGCUUUCUACCGCUGGUACCAGCUAGAGAAAACUACCCCAGGUGCCACUCUAAACAUGUGCCCUGCCCCCAUGGCUCUGGAGGAGAUGGAGUGGAGACAGACCCCACCCCCUAUAAGCACCGCCCCCGGGAGCUUCCGGCUUCGGCGUGGGAGUCGCUUUACCUGGAGGAAGGAAUGUCUGGCUGUGAUGGAGAGCUACUUCAAUGACAACCAGUACCCCGACGAAGCCAAGAGAGAGGAGAUCGCCAACGCCUGCAACGCGGUUAUCCAGAAACCAGGGAAGAAGCUUUCUGACCUGGAGAGAGUCACAUCCCUCAAAGUCUACAACUGGUUUGCCAACCGACGCAAGGAGAUCAAGAGACGGGCUAAUAUUGAAGCCACGAUCUUGGAGAGCCAUGGGAUAGACGUUCAGAGUCCUGGAGGACAUUCCAACAGCGACGACAUCGAUGGAGGCGACUACACAGAACAGGCUUGUGACCUGCCCUACUUCGACAAGAGACCCAUGGCCAGACCCUUUGGCUUCUACAGGCUGGAGCCCACUUCACCCACACAGGAUGAUGGUCCAGGCCAUGGAGACCACCAGGACCCCAUCUCUCUGGCCGUUGAGAUGGCAGCAGUCAACCACACCAUCCUGGCUCUUUCCCGGACCGGAGGGGUGCCCAGCGACAUCAAGACAGAGGCCCUGGAUGAUGACUAAACACGGGGAGGAGGAAGAGGGGAGGGGGUUACUGGAUGGAUGACUGAAUGAG
Messenger RNA from Oncorhynchus tshawytscha (Chinook salmon), 2542 nucleotides. RefSeq names its product homeobox-containing protein 1-like. The transcript is spliced from 9 exons. Bases 982 to 2490 code for a protein of 502 amino acids. Gene Ontology annotation, molecular function: double-stranded telomeric DNA binding. Gene Ontology annotation, cellular component: nucleus. Lineage: Eukaryota; Metazoa; Chordata; Actinopteri; Salmoniformes; Salmonidae. Gene Ontology annotation, biological process: positive regulation of DNA-templated transcription. The record is from RefSeq and is a predicted model, not a curated record.